CUGCAGGUUUGCUAUUUAAAAUACCAUUUAACACCAUUAGAUUGCCUAGGGGACGUCAACGAAAGACUUCAGGCUAUUCGCAAUCAACGUUUAGAGACCAUUAAAAAUAUUCAACGUCUAAAAUCGGAGUAUGAACAUGUCACUCGAUUGCUUGAGGAAGCUGGCGUCUCUCCUGAAGGUGAGCUGGACGCGAGACGAAACCUUGGCAAAAGGAAAUUCUGCUCAAAUCCCAAAAUGGGUCUAGAAUUUCUUUUUGAAAAUCAUAUUAUCGAACGGGAUCCUGCUGCAGUUGCCAGGUUUUUUGUAGAUGAAAAGCGCAACCUUUCCAAGGCAGCUAUAGGCUCAUAUCUAGGGGAAAUCUCAAAGGAGUUUAAUAUGCAAGUGCUGGAGGAGUACCUCAAGCUUCAUGAAUUUUCGGGACAAGAUUUUCUUCCGGCAUUGAGGAAUUUCCUUUUCAGUUUUCAACUACCCGGCGAGAGCCAAAAAAUUGAUAAAAUCCUCCUCUCAUUUGCUCAUCAAUACGUCUUGCAGAAUCCCAGCGCCUUCCACACUUCCCAGGAUGCUUACGUUCUUGCCUAUGCUGCCAUUCUCCUAAACACUACCCUCCACAACACUAACGCAAAGAGUCAAAAUCUCAGUCUUGCGGACGAAAAAACUUUCAUCCAAACGAUGUUGGAUUUCGACAAAGAAACUAAUCUGUCGGAGGAAAUGAUUCGAAGCGUUUACCAUGGCAUCAAAUCAAAGCCGAUUCAACUGGCGGAAGAGUGCUCAGAACCCAGCAUAAUGCGUGGCUGGCUGUGGAAGUUAGGUGGUCGUGUGAAAAUUUGGAAACGUCGGUGGUUUGUCCUGACAGAAGAGUAUCUCUUCUACUACAAUGCCCCUGACCGAACAACGCAGCGAAAGGGUAUCGUAGCGCUGGAAAAUGUCUGCAUUCGGCGUGUCAGUAAUGACCGCUCGAGGGAGUUCUGCUUCGAACUCUUUCCUCGUCCCUGUCCCAACAACAACACCAACGGUGUUGUUGGCAGUGCCAGCAGCAACGGCAACCUGGGUGGCGGAGGAGGAACAAUAAAUACUCGCAAAGCUGAUAGAGAGGGUGUUAUCACCACUGACUACCACACCACUUACCGAAUGGCAGCAACCAACUCGGAGGAGUACGAAAAAUGGGUGACCUCACUUCAGCUCAUCACCAAUCGCUUCGGGAUUGCCGCAGCGGCGGCCGCAAGCAGUGUGAAUCGUCGUUCGGAGACACCACUGCGGGGUGCCUCGGUGCCGUGUUUGUCCGGCUCCUCUUCCUCCACCACAUCCUCCGCACUCAUCGGUGCUCCUGGCCUGCCGAGUGUCGCAUCCCAGCCUAAUCCCAUUACCUCGGUCUCAGGUAGCCCUGAGAUCUAG
Molecule: messenger RNA, 1392 nt
Organism: Hydatigera taeniaeformis
Lineage: Eukaryota; Metazoa; Platyhelminthes; Cestoda; Cyclophyllidea; Taeniidae
Source: the annotation of a GenBank genome assembly